AUGCGGUAUCAACACUGGUGUUUUACAAGCGCAUUAUUGGGUAAUGUGUUCGCCCAAUCGACAAUGUUGAUAGAUCUUCAGCAUAACCGUGUUGAGCAAGCUGAUUGCCCGCGAAGGACAGCAUGGAGCGAAUGUGCUGCACCAAUCAUAUUAUCCGACCGCUGCGUAGCCGCCGACAGGCUUAAUAAUUACCCCGGCCUAAAGGAGGUAUCUGGUACUUUCAAAGAGCAAGUGGGCAGUUACAUGUGCAGGAAUGGGACUACUACAUCGGUUUGCCCCGGGGAAGGUGCUGGAAACUUAGUGGCUUCUAAGAAUGCGGCUACUCCCACUGCUGAUUAG
Bipolaris victoriae FI3 is the source of this 339-nucleotide messenger RNA. RefSeq lists its product as hypothetical. Bases 1 to 339 code for a protein of 112 amino acids. The record is from RefSeq and is a predicted model, not a curated record. NCBI's taxonomy places the organism in Eukaryota, Fungi, Ascomycota, Dothideomycetes, Pleosporales, Pleosporaceae. The transcript is spliced from 3 exons.